Messenger RNA from Silurus meridionalis, 6911 nucleotides. It is a transcript of the gene bicc1a, whose product is annotated as BicC family RNA binding protein 1a. The transcript has 21 exons. NCBI's taxonomy places the organism in Eukaryota, Metazoa, Chordata, Actinopteri, Siluriformes, Siluridae. The coding region runs from base 118 to 3237 and encodes 1039 amino acids. Gene Ontology annotation, molecular function: RNA binding; protein binding. Gene Ontology annotation, cellular component: cytoplasm. The record is from RefSeq and is a predicted model, not a curated record.
UUGGGCAUGAAAGAACUCGGGGAUCUUCUCCCAAAAAAAAAAAGAAAAGAAAAAGGAGGAAAAAAGAGAAGAGAUGGUUGAGGGUGAGAUCGAGGGGCUUUCUGGUGGGCUUUCUGAAUGACCAAAGUAGCUCCUGGGAUCAGCAAAAGAAAGAAAAGCUCCACUAACGCACUGGAAUGUUCCACCGUUCCGUCGUAUGCAAGAAGUGAGAGUGAGAUUCCCGGAGCUCAGUGUGUCCAGCGGCGGUUCCCGUGCGAUAUGGCCGCGCUGCGCGUCCCCCUGAGCGCCUGCUCUCAGCACUCUGACCAGGGUUCCAACAGCGAGCGGAGCGCUGACUCUCCUCUGGCCGCCUCGGAGAGCGACUCGAGCGGCCACGUGUCUCCGCCCAACCCGGAGUGGACCGAGGACCGGUUCCGUGUGGACCGAAAGAGAUUAGAAACCCUGUUAUUGGCCAGUGAAGGGCGAGUUAUCGGCGGAGAGGAUUUUUUCCAGAAGAUCAUGGAUGAAACAAGCACUCAGAUCGCCUGGCCUUCCAAACUGAAGAUCGGAGCCAAAUCCAAAAAAGACCCUCACAUUAAGGUCAGUGGAAGGAGAGAUGAUGUGAGAGAAGCUAAAGGAAGGAUCCUGGCCGUUUUAGACACAAAGAGUAAACGUGUGACGCUGAAGAUGGACGUGUCGCACACGGAGCAUUCACACGUGAUCGGGAAGGGAGGGAACAACAUCAAGCGUGUGAUGGAGGAAACGGGCUGCCACAUCCACUUCCCCGACUCCAACAGGAAUAGCCAGGGAGAGAAGAGUAACCAGGUGUCUAUAGCAGGGCAGCCAGCGGGAGUGGAAACAGCCAGGGCCAAAAUCCGGGAGUUGAUGUCAGUGGUGUUGAUGUUUGAGUGUGGGGGAUUUGUCGAGUCUCUGGACCUCAGCGCUCCAGUCAUCCAGCACAUCGCUCAGUCCUGCGGCGUCACUAUUUCAUGCAAGCCGCCGUCCCAUAUCUACUGCAAUACUGCUGUCAUCCGUGGUAACCAAAGCAACAUUGCAGCAGUCAAGCGUGGUGCAGCUUUGCUGUUGGAUCACCUGGCCGGCUCCAUGUCCGGCUCAGUCACGGUCAGCACUCAGCUGGACAUCGCUCCUCAGCACCACCUGAGCCUGCUGGGCCGAAAUGCCGCCAACCUCAAGCACAUUAGCCAACGCACCGGUGCCCACAUCCACUUCCCCGACCCCAGCACAUUGUUACCCACUCACGCUCACACACGCCGAUCCAGCGUCUACAUUCAAGGCAGCAUCGACGCCGUGUGUGACGCCAGGCAGCAGCUCAUGGGCUGCUUGCCUCUGGUUUUAAUGUUCGACAUUAAGGAGGAGGCUGAGAUCGAGCCCCAGUGCGUCACUACUCUUAUGGAGCAGCUAGACGUCUUUAUCAGCAUUAAACCAAAACCCAAACAACCCAGCAAGUCUGUGAUUGUGAAGAGCGUGGAGAGAAAUGCGGUGAACAUGUAUGAGGCUCGCAGGCUGCUUCUGGCUCUGGAGAGCGCAUGUGGAUCUUCUACCAGUUCCCCAGUUUCUUCUUCGUUUCCUCUCCGUACCAACAGCGUCCCUGUUAAUGCGCACACCUCUUCUCCUUCUUCAUCUUCCUCCUCCUCAAUACUCCUCAACCCUGAUGGACUGGACGCCUUGGUCUCAGCUGGACUGGGACUAAGCACUCUAGGUCUCUUAACUUCCCCAGAUGUUCCCACUCGUAGCAGCUCGUCUGAUUCUAACCCGGUUCUAAACGGGCACGUUCCUGUCCCAAAUGGACAUAAUGAUGUAGUCGGGACACUACAGAACAGCAGCUGUAACCACACCCUCGCUCAGUUACAGGGGUCUUCCCUCUGGACCAACACUCACACUACAUCAGCAAACACUGCAGGGUUCUCCUCUGUCCUGAUGUUACAGUCUGCCUCUCAGGGUUCUCUCAGUGGCCUGUUGCUGUCCGGGGUACACAGUUACAGCCAGAAUUACACACACACUCCCUCUCUCUCUCACACACACACACCUUCACCCCCACCAGGUCUGGCACCAAUCCACAAACCAGUGAGCACAGAGCAACUUAAAGCACAUAUGCCUUCUAUGUAUAGAGGGAUUUCAUCUGUGUCAAUGACUGAAUCCAUGCUUGGCCCCGCCCACUGUGACUCAGCACAGGAAGUUAAUGGACACAGCCAAUCAGAAGCUCUUUCCAGCAAAUCUAGCUCUGAUGAGGGCUCGGACACAUUUGUUGAAGUAGGCAUGCCCAGAAGCCCCUCCCACUCAGCCAAUGGGAUCGAACUGAAACAGAUGCUGUCUUCCUGUAGAGUGUCGUCAGGAAAGCGACAAACUGUCGAACUCCUCCAAGGCACUAAGAAUCUCCGGUCAGACUGUCUGUUGUCUGAUGCUGAGACUGAUGCAGUAGCUGAUAAGAGAGCACCAGGCAGCGAGAGAGCAGCUGAGAGGAACAGACUUGCCCCUCAUAUACAUGCAUAUGACUAUGAAAAGAAGAAGCUACUCGCUACUAAAGCCAUGCUAAAAAAGCCAGUGGUGACUGAGGUUCGGACCCCGACGAACACAUGGAGCGGGCUCGGCUUUUCCAAGUCCAUGCCUGCAGAGAGCAUCAAGCAGCUCCGCAGACCCAGCCAUACAGCCUACAAACCCUCAGGCAAUACCACGUGUCAGGGCACUUCUCUGUCUUGCAAAGGCACCAGGGAGACUCCAGGUAACAACAAUCCUGAGAGUUGGCACACAAGAAACGGGAAUCGCGUUAUUAACGGCAAUGGAGCAGCAACCCACGCGUUCUCCUCCGCCAUCGGUGCUCCAGAGAGGAGCAAGAGCCGGAGCGCCAUGGAUCAGUACCUGAGCAGUAGUAACUACAUGGAGUGUAUCUCAUUUAUGGGUGGCAAUACAGCAUCGUCUCUGAGCUCUUCUCUCAAAGGUACAGACCUGCCUGAGCUCUUCAGCACCCUGGGACUGGGCAAAUACACUGAUGUGUUCCAGCAGCAGGAGAUUGAUCUGCAGACGUUUGUCACACUAACAGAUCCAGAUUUGAAGGAACUGGGAAUCGCAACGUUUGGAGCACGUAGGAAAAUGCUGCUGGCUAUCUCAGAGCUAAAUAAAAGCCGACGGGAGCUUUUUGAGUCUUCGAACAUCCGCCCAUCCUUCCUGGAGGGCGGAGCGAACAGUCGUCUGGCGCGUCACUUCAACGCCGACAUGGCCAGCGUGAGUGGGCGCUGGUGAUCGAAAAAUAAUCUACUGAUACCUCUGGAGUACAAGUUAACAUAACCUUUACAUUAACUACACUCCUUUCGCUUUCUAAUGUGGGGAUUUUUAUCAUGUAGAGCAACUCUUUUCAUGCCAUUCCAUCAGGCUGGAUAAUGUGGAAAGCCAUAAGGGCCAGAAAGGUCCACUUGUUAGCCAAUAUUACCAAAAUAACAAAAAAAAAAAAACUUGUCUAUCCUCAGGUUGUGGAUUAUUGGAGAUAGAGAGGAGAUUGGCUGCUGCUUUGUUGUUCAGAGUUAAAAUUGUGUAAAAUCAUAGACUUGUGCAGUCUUAUUAACUGAAACGGUACUAGUUUCAAAGAAAAAGAAACAGGCACAGGUAGAGUCACAUUAAAUUUGGUACUCUUGCCUCCUGUGGCACAUUGAAGUAUCAGUAUUAAGCACUUUAAGAUAGCUUUUACGUGUGCGUGUGUAUUUGUGUGUGCGUGAGUGUGCGUGUGUCCAAGUGCCAAAGCAUUUACAAAGUUCACAGUUCAUGCUUAAGGCCUUGUUGAUCGCUCAUAUUGGUGUUACUCAUUGUUAGCAGGCUGCACUUACUCCAGUGUAUAUUUAGUUUUGCUUUUUGUUUUCAAUUUUAUAUAUAUAUAUAUAUAUAUAUAUAUAUAUAUAUAUAUAUAUAUAUAUAUAUAUAAAAUAUACUUUUCGUUAAUAAGCAUUAGUUUACAUUAUUUUUGUUUGCAUUCAUUUGUGGAUAAUAUUCUUUCCAGUAAUAUGCGUUCAGAUUUUCCAAAAAAAAUAUAAAGAUAAAUAUAAAGAUAUAUAAAAAUAAUAAUAUUUUUUUCCUCGUUCCAUAAUAUUGUAAUGGUUUAUUUUGUGGGACACAUUCAUCAAUCCGAAGUUUAGUAUUUGGCCGGCAAAAUUAAUCUUUGAAAUAAACUCAGGGACCAAAAAUCCUGCACCUGUGCAUUUCAAAAAAACCUCUUGGAAUCCAAAUUUCAUUACAGACCCUAUUUCAGGAUCAGCCUACAAAACCGAACGAUAAGUAAAUAAAUAAAAAAAAAACGUUAUGAACAGCUAGUGUUAAACAUUCCAAACCAUUGUGGAAAUGUAUCUGUAUACAGUAAAGAUGUUCUGAAACUCCUGGAAACAUGGAAAAAUCGUGUGGAGCCCCUUUUGGUAUAAAUCAAUCCACCAGGAUUUUGAUCUUCUCUGUAAUCAGUAUAUAAUGAUUCCACUGAGGUUUUAGAUCUUUCAUAAAAGAGUUCCCAAAUUCUUUGGAAGUUUCCAGAACACUUUUGGGAAUCUGUUACAGUGGAGAUCAAUGAAAUGAUGGUAAUAAACACAUUCUUUCAAGCAAAGUUCUGGAAAUAAUGAGAAUGAUAGGAACAUGUGUUUAUCGUGUAGAGUUUAGUAGUAGUUCCAGAAGCCCAGAAAAAAGCUAAAAACCUUCCAUAUCUCCAAGGUUCUAAAACAUUCAUAAAUCAUUUUUGAGAUUUAUCCGUGUACAGCCAAGCUGUUCUGGAGUAGAACAUUGUUGAAAUUUGGGAAGAUCCAAGAUUGAACCCUUGUGGUAUAAAUCCCAGUCCACCAGGGCUUUAAUCUUCACUGUAAUCAGUAUAUAAUGCUUCCACCAGGGGUUUUAGAACUUCAAUAAAAGAUAUGAUCUAUAAAAGAACCAUUCUGGUAAACUGUUUACAGUAAAGAUUCAAGAAAUGACAGAAUAAUUAAACACAUUCUUUUAAGCAAAGUUCUGGGGCGAAAAAAUCCAGAAUACUUGUAAUUUCAGGAAAAAAAUCCAGAACACUUUUGAAUGUCAGAGAUUAAGGAUCAGAAAAACCUUCUAGAUCAAAAUCUAUCAGGAUUUUGAUCUUCACAGUAAACAAAAUAUAACAAUUCCAAAGUUCUUUUGGGACAUCUAUUAUGAGAGCCUUUCGAUUUUUACUAAUUUCCACAAAGGUUCUAAGAUAUUCCAGGAUCAUUGUGGAAAAUUGGUAAUUGUGUACAGUGAAGUUGUUUUCUGGACCUCCUAGUGGUUACAUGUGAAGAUCAAGGAUCCAAACCCUUGUGGUAUUAAUCACUUCAAGAACAUCUUCAUAAAGUCCCAGAACCCUUGUGGAGCAAUGUGUACAGUUAACAGUGACAUGUGAAAUUGAACAAAGCUGAAUCUUCCUGUUGUAGCACAUGAAUUAUCACCAAACUCUAAUAAGAAAAGGGGGCUUCCCGGGACUCUCAAGAUGGCUGAUUUCCUGAAGCAUUGAUGCAUUUGGCUAUGUGAGGACUUUUAUAGAUUACAGGACGUCGUACUGUGUCAUAAACCACAAAUCACCCUGUAAUCAUUUGUAAAAAAAUAUAUAUUAAUCAUUAAUACGAUCUAUUAUAGAUAUUAUAUUAUAGAUAAUAAUUAUUAGCAGCGUUAAAAAUGUUCUUUAUUAAGGUGCACCAGAGCUACAGUACGAGACUGACCCCAAACAUGCCACAUCUGUUUGGUAAUUAGACCGUGCACAGAUUUCCAUUGGUUUCAGAUUCGAUCCAAAUACAUAAAUCAUUUUAAAAAGCAUGUUUUUUAAUACAUUCAGGUCCUAAUUAGAGUCAAAAUUCAAACAGAAUCAUUUAUGAAUGCAGCCAGGAAAUAAAGCAGGAAAGUUAUUUAGAAUAGUACAUGCUGGUGAAAUGUAUUCUGUAUUUGCAGCUGAUUAAUUAAUUCAUUGAUCGAUUAAUUAGUAAAUUGAUAAGGGGAUUUAUUUCUUUUUUUUGUAUUAAUGUUUAUGGCUGGUCAUCCAUUAUUUUUUAUUAUUUUUUUAAUCCAUCAAUUCUUUUUUUUUUUUUUUUACUUCGAUUAUAUGUCACUAUUUUUAUAAGAUGUUCUUUGUGUUGUGUAUUUUAUUGUUUUUCUUUAUUAUUAUUAUUUUUUUACAAAAGAAUGGAGGGUGUUAAAGCCUUAUAGCCCUCAGGAUUAUACCCCUGUACAUCUUUUCCCUCUGUGAGAUUCUUUAACGUUGUCCAUAAAUGCAUUCAGAAGCCACUUUAUAACUGUAUAUGCUAGCUUAUUUCUGUGACAGUUCUGAUUGUAUAACGGUGUUUAAACUUUACAGAUGUUGCACAUGAGGUACGCAAAGUUUUGCUCAUGUAUUUUUUUUUUCAGUAUUUUUAAGCUUAUAUUGUUAUUGGUUUCGUAUUAAAUGUUCAGAUGUGUGUGUACGAGUUACAAACUGCUGAACUCUGAUAUACAGGAAGCAGUCAUCAUUUACAGGAAGUGCUUUAUGUAAACAGAUGUGAUUUAUUGAAUCCUGUGAGCUGGGGGCGAGUUGGUUUUGCGAAAUUGUCACUGAUGGUUUCAGGUACAUUUCGAAUGUAUUAUAUGAAGGAACAUUGAUUCUGUUAUCAUUUUCUUUUUCUCUCAAAGUGAAGGUUGUAUCUGCUGCGCUGGGGAUGUUUUAAGGAACGCUCAGACUCUGUAACAUUCCUCUCGUCUUUUUUUCCAAUGCAAAGUGUUAUCAUUGAUGGAGUACAUGUUUAAUUUGUUUGUUUGUUUGUUCAUGGUUGUUUUUUGAGGUGGUCCAAAGACAUACAUUUUUUCAGUAUUUGCUAGAAUCAAACCAAAGACAUGUCCUGAGACAAAAACUGUAAUAUUCCUAAUGUUGAAAAGCAGUUCAAUUGAGUUUUGGUUACAAGAAUAAAAAUAAACAUAUGCAA